AACCUCUCAUUAAUGGCGUUAACACGAUCAAAACUCUCUCUUGACGGAAUCCCUCUCCUUUAAUCGCUAGCUUUCUUUCACUGGGUAACUUACGUGUACCACAAGAAAUCGCCUCAUCCUUACAAGUUACAAUGAAAUCAUCGUCUUGCAGGUAAAGUAAGAUAGUUCAACCUAUCAGCUUGGCACUUGAUUGAUCUCAUGAAAUCUAGUGAUGUAGAGACUUCGAUGGAUACCUUCGUGAAUCAUGAUCUUGAUUAGGCGUUACUUUGGACCUGGGUUAGCUUCAGAGGAACAUUACUGUCAUAGAAUGGAUGAUCACGGAUGCGUGCCUGAUAAGAUCACAUUCUCCAUAGUCAUUAGCAUGGCCAUUGUAGGAAGGAGCCUUCCAAGCAUCAAAGCAGUACUAUUUUUUUCCUCGACCAAGUUUAAGAAAAAAAUUAGUUAAAAAGAAGUUUUAAGAAACAUUUCAAGCAAUUUGUCAAUCAGUUUGUAACUUUGAUUUGGGCUAAACACUGGUUAACGUGCAUCUCGAAAUACUAAUAGGGCCGUUCCUCACCAUAAUUAAAUGAAAUAUUGGAUUAUGGCGAUGGCCUCCAAAUUUCUAAGAAAAAUAUGCACAAACUAUAUGGUUUCUAAAUUAUUUGAAAUGUUCACCAUAUUAUUUAUAUCCCCAAAAAGCUUUGGAUAUUUGUUUAUAUAUGAGAUAAUGUUAUGAGUCUCAUGAGUCAACCAAACCAAAGAAGAUGUUGGGGACACACAAAAAAAUCAAGAAAUACAAAAGAAAUCCUUAAGUCACCAAGAUCUUUUACAAAAAGCUAUAGCGAUCAAAAAGUAGCUUGAGUUCCAAACAAAAAGGAAUGUAAUGCGUAUGUACAGCUGUCUUAUAAAAUUGUGGUUUGCCAUGAACUAAGAUGAAAAAUAUUUAACAGCAUAUUCUUAAUUGCAUUGUAACGUAUAUAAACAACUAGACAAGAGAAGACUGAAUGAGAGGAACUAGUCCUACGAAGUAGUUCUCACCGUCCAAUGACAAUGUAACAAACUGGUAGACACAUGUACUCUAUUGUGUAUUGACAACUGUUUGGGAAUCUUAUAAUAACAAGACCAAAACCAAAAGGACAAGUGUUCCCUUUGCACGUCGCUUUCAAUAUAAUAAUAUAUCGGCUAACGAGCUGUUCAUGUACUAAUUAGUUUAUUUAACUAAUUCCACACAAUCAACUACAGUUUGAAGCAUAACAAACUUAACAAUCAUGUGGCUUUUAUUAGUUUUCAUACACUAUAACGUAUUACAACACGUGUGAGAUUAGCUCCAUAAAAGUCAAACAAACCAUUAACAAACCCGCGUCGAAAUAAGAAGACAACCUAAGCUAUAAGGAAAACUGUAAACCAAUCAGCAUUUGAUUUUGUAAACCGAAUCAAAGUCGGCCGUAUAAGUCUUUAAACCAUAAAUGUCUUCUCCGGUUUGAAGUCAAAACUGUAUCAUAACAUUAAGAUCUUCUCCGGUUUAGCAUCAGCUUUGACCCAAACCCUUCCAUGACGUCAUCAUCUUGACAUUUUCAAUUGUGUUCAUCUAUAAACAUCCUUUGACUCUCACUUUCUGAGAACUUUCAGACACAACAGAAAGUACAUAUAUAAAACCAAGGAUCUCCGUGUUCGUGUACUUUGUGAAUAAAUGGAAAAAGCAUCUGACAACAACCCCACGAAACUCUCGAAGAUGCUUCAGAAAGCCUUGUCAAUUGGUCACAGUCCGUUUAGUCCGGUAAGAGAUUUCCAUCACCACCGUACGGCUUCGACGGUGAGCAGAGGAUUUUUCUUCUCUGGUCCGAUAACACCGUUGCUUCCAACGGCGGCCUCAAGAGCUAGGAGAAGAACCAAGAACGCCGUCGUUUUCGCCGAGCCCACUUCGCCUAAAGUCUCCUGCAUCGGUCAGAUCAAACUCGCUAAUAAGUCGAAAUGUCCAGAGACGAAGACCAGAGAACGCAAGAAUCUCAAAACGGCAUCGUCUCGUCUUGUUAAAGAAGCAGGCAAGGGAAACUGGUCGAAACUAAAACGUCUCUUCUCAAUGGGGUCGAGAAAAUCCAACUACGUAGCCGUCUCCGCCGCUAGCGAACCUCCGAUCUCGGCGGUGGAAGCGGUUGCGGCGCCUUCGUUGUGUAAAAUGAAGAAAUUCGCGAGCAGCAGAGAGGCUCUAGGUGGAUUUGAUUGGACGGCCGAGAUCAAACGUGAAGAAUCUCGGUCGGAUCAUCACCGCCGAGGUUACUCUUCCGAUGACAAAGAGACGAUGAUUCCAUGCGCUGUAAGCACGCCUCUGGCCAUGUGCUCGAGACAGAAGAGUGAAGUUAAUCUGUGGAAGAGAAGAACCAUGGAUCAACCAAAACCACUACAAGUUAAAGCUAGUUAUUAACUUGUCUUCGUUCCUGCUUCCAUGUGUAGUUGUUUUUUUGUGUCGGAACUUCGUUUCUACGUACUAGGUCUAAAGUUUUUGAAUACUUCAAACAAACAAAAUAAUUCGAUUUGUGAAUAAAUCCACACGUUUUUAAUGCGUUAUUAGCUAUAAGAUGAGCACAAUUAUUGGUUUGUCUCCCUCUGAAACUGUUGAUUGCCCUAAUCACGUAUUACUGCCUUGACGAAUACACGUGAAUCACUCUCAUACAUUACUCGUUGAAGCCAAGAUAUUAUCUAAGCAAGUCAUAAACCAAGUAGAGAUCUUACUUAUGCCUCUAUUACAUAAUGUAACCUCUGAUAGGCUUUUGUCCAAACCAUUUAAAUAACCCAUCCAAUCUCACAAGUACAUAAUCAAGCUUCCAAGUUGCAUCAAUAUUUUAGUCAAAAAAAAGUUGCAUCAAUACUACACUUGGUAAGUGGAUAUUAUCGAAUAUAAUGAAAAUUUGAUUGAUUGCAUAUUUAGUGGCGGUUUGAAGCACCACAUUUUCGGUUUCUUGUGCCACUAAACAAAAUCGGGAUAGCCAAAAACGGUCAUACGAAAGACUAGACUUCAGAUUCAGAUUCUGGAUUUAAACAUGAUGAAAUUAUUUUAAUAUUUGUUAUAUAAAUGGAUUCUUACAUGUUGCAGUUCGUCUUAUCACUGAAUUUGUACGUACUAAAUAUACACUUCAAAAUUUAACAGUUAAAUUCAUAUAUGUUAUGGAUACUAUCUACUCAUCUGAACUCAAAUCCUGAUUGAGACAUUAUGAUUAAAUAUAUUCCUAAUUGGUCUUGACUCUUGAGUAUAGACUUUAGGGCGAGACAUAAAUCUACAUAUAAUUUAUAACGAAGAAAUAGCAUUUAUGGAACCAGUCACAUUAUAGCAUAUCACGGUCCAUUCGGUUCAAAACACCUUAUGUAAGACUGAAACAAAA
Molecule: messenger RNA, 3356 nt
Organism: Brassica rapa (field mustard)
Lineage: Eukaryota; Viridiplantae; Streptophyta; Magnoliopsida; Brassicales; Brassicaceae
Source: RefSeq, a predicted model, not a curated record